This is a messenger RNA of Dioscorea cayenensis subsp. rotundata (Guinea yam), 1465 nucleotides long. Its product is annotated as 1-aminocyclopropane-1-carboxylate synthase 3-like. Gene Ontology annotation, molecular function: pyridoxal phosphate binding; transaminase activity. Gene Ontology annotation, biological process: amino acid metabolic process; biosynthetic process. Bases 43 to 1410 code for a protein of 455 amino acids. The record is from RefSeq and is a predicted model, not a curated record. NCBI's taxonomy places the organism in Eukaryota, Viridiplantae, Streptophyta, Magnoliopsida, Dioscoreales, Dioscoreaceae. The transcript is spliced from 4 exons.
UCUAUCUAUCAAUCUAUCUAUCUCAAUCUCUCACAUAUCAUCAUGUUGUCUAAGAAGGCCACAUGCAACUCUCAUGGGCAGGACUCUUCAUACUUCCUUGGGUGGCAGGAGUAUGAGAAGAACCCAUAUGAUCCUAUUACCAACCCUUCUGGGAUUAUUCAAAUGGGACUUGCAGAGAACCAGCUCUCCUUUGAUCUUCUUGAGUCAUGGCUAGCCAGCCAUCCUGAUGCCAUUGCUCUAAAGCAAGAUGGUGCAUUCCUGUUCCGUGAGCUCGCUCUGUUCCAGGAUUAUCAUGGUUUGCCAGCUUUCAAGAAUGCAUUAACUGAAUUCAUGAGUGAAAUAAGAGGAAACAAAGUGGGAUUUGAUCCUGAUAAACUGGUCCUCACAGCGGGCGCUACCUCAGCUAAUGAAACUCUCAUGUUUUGUCUUGCUGAUCCUGGUGAUGCAUUCCUCCUUCCCACACCUUACUAUCCAGGGUUUGAUAGAGAUCUCAAAUGGAGAACAGGAGCUGAGAUUGUUCCCAUUCAUUGUUCUAGUGCUAAUGGCUUCAAAAUAACCAAACCAGCACUAGAAGAUGCUUAUCAACGUGCAGCAAAGCGAAAGUUAAGAGUCAAGGGAGUUCUCAUAACCAACCCUUCAAAUCCGUUAGGCACCACAAUGACCAGAGAUGAGCUUGAUAUCCUCAUCAACUUCAUUGCCUCUCAGAACAUCCAUCUUAUAAGUGACGAGAUCUACUCUGGCACCGUGUUCGACUUCCCGGGAUUCAUCAGUGUCAAAGAGGUGAUCAAGGGCAGGGAUGAUGUCUCUGAUAAAGUUCACAUAGUGUGCAGCCUCUCCAAAGAUCUUGGUUUACCCGGCUUUCGAGUCGGUGCAAUAUACUCUAACAACAAUGGUGUCAUCGCCGCAGCAACGAAAAUGUCAAGCUUUGGCCUAAUCUCUUCUCAAACUCAAUACCUUCUUUCUGUGAUGCUCUCUGACAAGGAGUUUACAAGAAAAUACAUUGCAGAGAACAAAAGAAGGCUUGCAAAGAGGCAACAAAUGCUCAUCAAUGGACUUGAGGAUGCUGGCAUUGGUUGCUUAAACAGCAAUGCUGGCUUGUUCUGUUGGGUGGACAUGAGGCAUCUUUUGAAAUCAAAGACAUUUGAAGGAGAGAUGGAGUUGUGGAAGAAGAUACUCUAUGAAGUAGGCCUAAACAUUUCCCCUGGAGCUUCAUGCCAUUGCCAAGAACCUGGUUGGUUCAGAGUUUGUUUCUCUAACAUGUCUGAAGACACUCUCAAUCUAGCAAUGCAACGUCUCAAGUCCUUUGUCGACUCCGGUCGCCACCGAACAGCUCGAUCAAGUAAUUCGAUGCCAUUUUUCGCUAAAUGGGUUCGCAGGCUAUCACCGUCCGAACGCAAGUCUGAACGCUAGUGCUGAUGAUACAUCCUCUCCUCUUCUUCCUUCCUUUAUUUAUUUAUUUAUUGCU